AUGUACGUGAGCUACCUAUUGGAUAAGGACAUGAGCAUGUACCCCAGCUCCGUGCGCCAUUCUGGCGGGCUCAAUUUGGCGCCGCAGAACUUCGUCAGCCCCCCGCAGUACCCGGACUACGGAGGUUACCACGUGGCGGCUGCGAACUUGGACAGUGCCCAGUCCCCCGGCCCCUCUUGGCCCUCUCCUUACGGUGCUCCUCUCCGGGAGGACUGGAAUGGCUACGCGCCGGGAGCCACUGCUACAGCCAAUUCUGUGGCGCACGGUCUCAAUGGGGGUUCCCCUGCCGCAGCUAUGGGAUACAGCAGCCCAGCCGAUUACCACUCACAUCACCACCCGCACCACCACCCUCACCAUCCAGGCACUGCACCCUCUUGCGCCUCGGGGCUACUGCAAACACUCAACUCCGGGCCGCCCGUGGCCGCUGCCGCAGAACAGCUUUCUCCAGGCGGCCAGCGGCGCAACCUGUGUGAGUGGAUGCGGAAACCGACGCAGCCCUCCCUGGGCGGCCAGGUUAAAACCAGGACGAAAGACAAAUACCGAGUCGUGUACACUGACCACCAGCGGCUGGAGCUAGAGAAAGAAUUUCACUAUAGCCGGUAUAUUACCAUCCGGAGGAAAGCGGAGCUGGCGGCCACACUGGGACUAUCUGAGAGACAGGUUAAAAUCUGGUUUCAAAACCGAAGAGCCAAGGAAAGAAAAAUUAAUAAGAAGAAAUUGCAGCAGCAACAGCAGCAGCAGCCCCCUCCACCUCAGCCACAGCCCCAGCCUGGUGCUUUGAGAAGUGGCCCAGAGCCACUAAGUCCAGUAGCUUCCCUGCAAAGCUCAGCACCAGGGUCUGUCCCUGGAGUUCUGGGGCCUGCUGGAGGAGUGCUGGCCCCCACCAUCACACAAUGACCCACAUUGCUGAGACAGUCACAAGACUGGAGUGGUUCCAGGCUGGGUGUGGGAAGGAACACUGGGGAGGACUGACUUCUGCCCUAAUUUGAAGAUGGUACCAUCCCCAUUGUAACACCCACCUGUCUGUCCUCCCAGGUGAAAAAGGGACCCAGAAUAAGUGGGCUGGGGAAUCCCAUAGAAGUUAGCCUCUGAUAACUGACUUUUCAUGACUCCUUCCAUUCUGGGGAAGCAAAUGCUGGGCACCAGGACUCCAUGGUGUUGGCAAAGCAAAAUAGACAUUGCUUUUGGUCUUUUCUCUCUGCUCCUUAGCACCUUCAGCUUCCAAAUUCUAAAGGCUUCACUCCCAACAGGAAGCUGAGCAGAUCCAGUGGACAGAAAGUGUUGGGUGCCAUUCGUGACUUCUCUCACUCCCUCCAAGGACAAGGAGGCCCAUUUGUCUUGAUUCAGAAGAUUUGGACUCAGAAGCCAGAGCAGAGAAAGACAGAAAACUGUACCUUAGAGGCAGCUGAACCCAAAGUGAUUGGUGUCUCCUUCCUCCUCAUUCUCUCCCUAAACCAAAACAGGGAGGGGAGAGUUGUGGGGAGGUAUUCUUGGCUCCAGACAUUGGGAGAAACACAGCCUGGAGAACUGGGCAUUGUUUAGAAAGCCUGUCACCCUAGCCUCUCCAGGCUGAAUGUAUGUUUGGUGUCAUAAAUGCCAGAGUCAACCUGGCUUUCCUGUCGUUUUCACAAACUUGAGGCUGGCCUAGAGAUUUCUUUGUUAUUGCUCUUUCACACAUGGGAGCCCUACCACAAUAUUCUAAAGUUAUUCUGGAUUGAGGAGGGGGAAGAGAAGUGAAAAGAUAUAAAGGAAUGGGAGAAAGGGUGGGGGAGUGGAGAAAGGGAAAGAACACUGAAACACAUCUGAAUAUUUUCUAAAAAAAGAAAAAAGAGAUAAAUGAGCUUGCCAGACUUCAGACUCCUAUUUAUCUGCCUGAGAUUUUAUCUGGAGUUAUCUUUAAAAAAAUUAAACAUCUUCACUCCAGUCAUGAGCUAAAGCUGGAAGAAUCAGGGGGAUUAAAUGACUGGUCUCACACUAUCCUGGAGGGUCAGCUUUAGGGAGCAGAUCUUGUGCCCUCUCUGCCAUGCAGAACCUUCUUAACCCCCCUCCCCCAUGGAAUUUGUUUCUAACCUGAGUCUUGGGGCAAAAUGCAUUUGAAUUAUCAGCUGCUCUGUCCCAGAUCUGUGAAGCUAUCUGGGGCCACCCCUGCCGGAGGAAAGAGACCCAACCUGGGCCGACCUCAAGCUUAGCCAACUGCCCAGUCCACUCGGCAGGUCCUUUUAUCGGCGACCACCCGUGUCCAUUCCCAGCAGGUCUCUCACAAACCAGUUAUCUGAAAGAAAAACAUCGACUGAAAUGCAAAUUUUUCACCUUUAUCCUGCUAAAUACGUAAAGUUUCCCACAAAUCGUCGUCCCCAGUCUUACUGGUU
Trichosurus vulpecula (common brushtail) is the source of this 2369-nucleotide messenger RNA. It is a transcript of the gene CDX2, whose product is annotated as caudal type homeobox 2. Gene Ontology annotation, molecular function: DNA-binding transcription factor activity, RNA polymerase II-specific; RNA polymerase II transcription regulatory region sequence-specific DNA binding. Gene Ontology annotation, cellular component: nucleus. The coding region runs from base 1 to 897 and encodes 298 amino acids. The record is from RefSeq and is a predicted model, not a curated record. The transcript has 3 exons. NCBI's taxonomy places the organism in Eukaryota, Metazoa, Chordata, Mammalia, Diprotodontia, Phalangeridae. Gene Ontology annotation, biological process: anterior/posterior axis specification; cell differentiation; regulation of transcription by RNA polymerase II.